CUCUCUCUGUAAUCUUUGGUUCUGAACAUAGGAAGUUUCAGCCGUAGCAGCGAUGUGAAGCACACAUCUCGCUUAUAUGUCAACAGAAAGGACAUUGUCAUCCACAUUGUGAGGACAGUACAUUAAACUGGAAAAUCAUGUCACGGGACCCCUUAAUACUGUUACGUCAGUGUCUACAUCACAUGAAGUUGCCCCACAGAAAAUCUGGCGUGUCCCAUCAGACAGUCCGGUCCAUCAGUUCACUAAGGCAAAGUAAAAGCAGAGGAUUAUUAUGGAAGACUGUGGUGGGCCUGUCGGUUGGAGUUCCAGCAGCUGUGGGGGUGCAGUACGCCAUGUCAGGACCCAGAGACAGGAGGAAGAUGAGGAUUGUGGUGGAAGGCUUUGGACGCUUUUGCAGAUCACUCUCAGUAGGAAUAUGUCUUUCUGUGGAUUAUUGGUGGACCACUCACGUAGUUCUACGAGGCAUGGAGGAGAACAGCCCGUUUUACCUGUCCAAGAUGUCAGAAUGCCACCAGAGGGCAGCAGAGCGUAUGGUGGAGGGUGCUGUAAAGAACGGAGGCAUUUACAUUAAACUGGGCCAAGGUCUGUGCUCGUUCAACCACCUCCUCCCUCCCGAGUACAUCCACACACUGCAGGUUCUGGAAGACAGAGCUCUCAACAGGAAGUACAAAGAGGUGGAUGCGCUGUUCCAGGAAGAUUUUGACAAAACUCCACUACAGCUGUUUAAGGCGUUUGAUUAUGAGCCUAUUGCUGCAGCCAGUCUGGCCCAGGUUCACAAGGCACAGCUGUUUGAUGGCACGCCUGUCGCUGUCAAGGUUCAGUACAUUGACCUCAGGGACCGCUUUGACGGCGACAUCCGAACAUUGGAAAUCCUGCUGGAUAUAGUUCAGUUCAUGCACCCAAGCUUUGGCUUCAGAUGGGUGCUUAAGGACCUCAAGGGCACCCUGGCCCAGGAGCUGGACUUUGAGAAUGAAGCCCGGAACUCUGAAAGAUGUGCGGAGGAACUAAAACAUUUUAAAUUUGUUGUAGUGCCAAAAGUGUUUUGGGAACAGACUAGUAAGAGGGUUCUCACUGCGGAGUUCUGUGAGGGCUGCAAAAUCAACAAUGUCGAAGCAAUCAAAGGACAAGGACUAAGUUUAAAAGAUACUGCAGAUAAAUUGAUUCGGACAUUUGCGGAGCAGAUUUUCUACACAGGUUUCAUCCAUGCUGAUCCUCACCCUGGCAAUGUACUGGUUAGGAAAGGACCUGAUAACAAGGCAGAGCUGGUGCUGCUGGACCACGGCUUGUAUGAAUUUCUAAGCCAAAGUGAUAGAGAGGCCCUUUGUAAACUAUGGAGGUCCAUAGUACUGCGGAAUGAGGCAGAGAUGGAGAGGUAUUCAACUGCUCUUGGGGUCAAAGAAUAUUUCCUGUUCUGUGAGAUGCUGCUGCAGAGGCCUAUCAACAUGCACAAAAUGGGCCUGUCCAACAUCCUCAGCGGAGAGGAGACGGCCUAUAUGCAGGAGAUGGCGCUCAAGCGCUUCCAGAAUAUCAUGGAGGUCCUCAAGUCCAUGCCCCGGCCCAUGCUGCUGGUCUUCAGGAACAUCAACACUGUGCGGAGCAUCAACAUCAGACUGGGCGCCCCUGUCGACCGCUAUUGUGUCAUGGCCAAGAGUGCGGUACGGGGCUGGGGAAAAAUCCAGGCCCAGAAGACUAGUCUGCUGCCCAGGUUCUGGCUCUUCAGCUGGGCCCGAACUGCGUGGGAGGGUUUGAAAUUUGAAGUGGCUUUGAGAUCAGAGAUGGCCCUGAUGAGUCUGACGCGCACCUUCAUCAGUCUGUUCUCGUACUUUGGGCUCAUAUCCCUGGAUGCAGAGAUGUAUGAUUACUUGAGGUAGUACGAGCUCAUCAGUCAGGGACCUAUUAUAAGUGCAGCUCCAACCCAGCCCAUUUAUUCAACAGUGCUACCAAGACAUGGCCUGUGCAGGCCUCAUCAUGUGAGCCAAGACCAGCCAGGAACUAUAGGACUAACCCCAAAAGACUGGAGACUCAAUGUAAUGAGAAGUAUUCAUUUACUUUUAACGUAAAAAUGACUGUAUAUUAAAACUUAAAGAAAGAUGCAAAUGAACAGUGUUGACUCAUUUUAGUAUUUAGCAUAAUGUAUAUGAAAAGGCCAUAUGACUAAAGGAAAUAAGACAGUUUCAAGAAAAAAUGUGAAAGUUGCCAAGCACUGCUUUUGUAACGGCAUGUAUUUAAAAUUAUUUAUACUGUUUAAUGAAAGUCUACCUCUUUGAA
Molecule: messenger RNA, 2268 nt
Organism: Boleophthalmus pectinirostris (great blue-spotted mudskipper)
Lineage: Eukaryota; Metazoa; Chordata; Actinopteri; Gobiiformes; Gobiidae
Gene: adck5
Product: aarF domain containing kinase 5
Exons: 15
Coding region: 138-1871 (577 amino acids)
Source: RefSeq, a predicted model, not a curated record